UGAAUCAUUAAGCCCCAGUGGAAUUUCUCCAGAAGGACAAAGCAUUUGGGAAUAUUAAAGCCGGAGGCGGCGGCUUUCUGAGCAUUGCCUUUAUGUUUUAUUAGAACACCAGGAGAUUUUAUCACCUUUGUUUUUCCCUGUUUCAUAAUUUACAAGGACAUUGUAAUUAAUUCUACUUGGCAUCAUUUUACAUGCUGUGAACUAAUGUUAUGAGUUCUGAAUAACCUUUUUCCAGGUAUCUUGGUAAAGGAAAGCUACUAUGAGUCACUCUGAUGAAACAUUCAGGUGUUUUGUGAAGAAUCCCAAGGCUAUAAAGCAGAAUCUCCACACGUCACCAUGAAAGGCCGAAUUGAUACUCCACAGGACCGGUGGUGCUUAGUGGGAAUCAUCUUCUUCAUUCUUGGCCUGGGAACGCUGCUGCCGUGGAAUUUCUUCAUGACUGCCUCACUGUACUUCCAAAGCCGCCUCAACAGCACGGAGCUGAAGAACGGGACAGCGGUCAGGAAGGAGUAUCACUUCAACAACUGGAUGACCUUUCUGUCCCAGCUGCCCCUGCUGGUCUUCACCCUGCUCAACUCCUUCAUGUACCAGAGGAUAUCGGAGGCCAUCCGCAUCGCAGGCAGCCUCGUCUUCAUCCUGCUGCUCUUCAUCCUCACCGCAGUCCUGGUGAAAGUGGACAUGAAUCAGGAUCUCUUCUUCUCUGUCACCAUGGCAACGAUCUGGUUCAUCAAUUCGUUCGGCGCCGUGCUGCAGGGCAGCCUGUUCGGCCUGGUCGGCCUGCUGCGGCAGAAGUACAGCGCCAUCUUCAUGAGCGGCCAGGGCCUCGCCGGGACCUUCGCCGCCAUCGCCAUGCUGCUCGCCAAAGCCAGUGAUGCAGACUUUGAUUCUGCUGCUUUGGGUUACUUUAUCACACCCUGUGUGGGAACUCUGGUCACCCUGUUGAGCUACCUGCUGCUGCCACGCAUGGAGUUUGCUCAGUUUUACCUGAACAGAAAGACCAAGUAUGAAGAAGGCACAAGGGACAAGCUGCUGACUGACGGAAAGCCUCUGGAGAACGGGAAGCCAAAUGGCCACGCUAACGGCGCGGUGGCCAGCACAGCCCUCUACAGCAUCAGUCAGGACGAGGCCAAGCUGGAAAUCAGUCCAGACCGGAGCGAAGAGGCCAACAGCUCUGCAGAAAAAGCCUCGGUGUUGGAAGUGUUUAAAAAGAUUCGGGUGAUGGCGUUCUGCGUGACGUUUGUGUUCACCGUCACUCUCUCCGUAUUCCCCGCCGUCACUGUCGACGUCCAAACAGCAUUCCCAGAUGGAAGAUGGGGACGCUUCUUUAUCGAGGUUUGUUGCUUCCUGGUUUUCAACAUUAACGACUGGUUUGGCCGGACCGUCACUACAAAGAUCCACUGGCCUCGGAAAGAGUCGUGCGUGUUCCCGAUCCUGGUGGUUGCCAGGGUGAUCUUCAUCCCCCUGCUGAUGCUGUGUAACGUCCAGCCGCGUUCCCACCUGCCCAUCAUCUUCUCCCACGACGCCGUUUUCACCCUCAUCAUGGCGCUUUUCUCCAUGUCCAGCGGUUACUUUGUGUGCCUCUCCAUGUCCUACGCGCCGCAACUGGUGGAGCCUAAAGAUGCAGAGACUGCAGGAGCCCUGAUGACCUUCUUCCUGGCCCUGGGUCUGUCCCUGGGGGCCGCCCUGUCCUUCCUCCUCAGGAGUCUGGUGUAGUUACCAUAGAAACGGCACGGAAAAGUAUCUCUACACUCCUUGGAGGAGUGGCUGUCAGUUUGUUUGUCCAAUAUUGGUUUUCAUAUGACGUUACCUGGUUCUGCUCAGCAUGUCGUUACAGUGGAACAGAGAAACAUUUCAGGGCUUUGAAUCCAGAACAAUCCGUAGAUCAUAGUGAAACCACUUCAGUUUUAUGGGUUUCCAUCUGGGUUUGUUUUAAGACAAAUAUUUUUGUAUUUUUUUCAUUUGUGCAUUGAUGUUUUGUAAGAAAGUAAAGCUGAAAGACAAAAAGAACUGAAAUAUGUACUGGAACAACAUUUCUGAGCAGUACAAGCUAAUUUGAUAGUGAAUAAUGCCAUCUGGUGGCUGAAAUGUGUAUUGUUGGACAUGUUGUCACAUUGACUAAUCAGUACCAGUAUUGUUUCUCUGAAUUUAUCUCCUCAUCACUUUGACUGGGGAGCAAUGUUCCCUCUAAGUGUUCAUGUGUCUGGGCAUACACACAAGCUUCCUGAGCACACUGAGGGCAUCACAGCGUGGGCAUCACAGCGUGGGCAUCACAGCGUGGGCACUGUGGGCAUCACAGCGUGGCCACUGUGGGCAUCACAGCGUGGCCAUCACAGCGUGGGCAUCACAGCGUGGACACUGUGGGCAUCACAGCAUGGGCAUCACAGCGUGGCCACGCACAACUAUUAUAAAUCUGGGUUCAUAGAAAGCUGCGCUAUGUGAGCAGUGCGAGCUUAGAGGGAACAUUGCUGGUGAGGUGCUUUUUUUUUUUUUGUGGUCCUACAUUCUGUGGGUUUACAUGGACACCAUGUGAUCUGCUGCUCUGCUUAUUUCCUGUCUAAAGAUCAAGCUGCAGUGUUCCGACGCAUUUAGUUUCAAACUUUGUCUUUUAAAUAAAACAAAAAAACAACACAGGCAUUUUUUCCGUACCGAUUCCCCGAUUUUUCUUAUUUUAUUUAUUUACCAUUAAGUCUAAAAUCUGAACUUAACUACGUAAUUAAGGUUUGGGUUUUAUCUAGUGAUUCCACAACGUCUGAGAAAAAUAAUGCUGGAAUCUUGUUUUCGGUUCCUCUUAAAGUAUUGAAAAUAAUUCUUUUUACUCCGACUUAAAACCUGGUUUUUCCAAAGGUUGAAAAAUGAUUUUAUUUUUUCAGUUCAUCAUAGAUGGUAGGAUUUGGGAGAUGAACUCUGUUUUACAGUGUGUGCUGCUUCAUGUUUUCUCGUUUUGACACCACUGGUGUUUUGUUUGUUUACCAAUAAAAUUUAUUUUUGGUCCAUUCAUGUCGACAAUGUGGCAGCUGUUGCUUAAACAUGUUUUCUUUACAAUGGGAUCAAAAAAUGCCUUGAAAGUGUCUGAUUUUGGUUAUAUUUUCUAUCGACUGCAAAAUGGAUCAACACAGUGAGGAGACGACAAAACUUCAAUAUUGGUUUUCAUAUGACGUUACCUGGUUCUGCUCAGCAUGUCGUUACAGUGGAUCAGAGAAACAUUUCAGGACUUUGAAUCCAGAACAAUCCGUAGAUCAUAGUGAAACCACUUCAGUUUUAUGGGUUUCCAUCUGGGUUUGUUUUAAGACAAAUAUUUUUGUAUUUUUUUUCAUUUGUGCAUUCAGUUAGAUGAAGACCAAUGCAUGAAAUCCAGUUCCAUCAGAACCGAUGGGGUUCUGAAAGAGAUUUAAAUGUUCGGGGGGAGUUGAUGAUUGUGUUGCCUUAACGCAUGACCUGGACAUGUUCUUGUUCCCACUUUGGAGAUGACAUGAAACUGUACAAGCAAAAUGUUUUUGUAUUCCAUCUGUAUCCAUAGCAAUAGAAUGCGUCCUGAUGUUUUCAGUUCCAACCAAAUGACCAUGUUGAGACGCACUGCUGUUCCGUUUAGUAAAGGGAAUCUUUUCAUUGGUCCUGUCAAUAAAUAAAUUCCAACAGUU
Molecule: messenger RNA, 3638 nt
Organism: Poeciliopsis prolifica (blackstripe livebearer)
Lineage: Eukaryota; Metazoa; Chordata; Actinopteri; Cyprinodontiformes; Poeciliidae
Product: equilibrative nucleoside transporter 2
Exons: 13
Coding region: 337-1713 (458 amino acids)
Biological process (GO): guanine transport; hypoxanthine transport; nucleoside transmembrane transport
Cellular component (GO): basolateral plasma membrane; plasma membrane
Molecular function (GO): nucleoside transmembrane transporter activity
Source: RefSeq, a predicted model, not a curated record